This is a messenger RNA of Pyrgilauda ruficollis (rufous-necked snowfinch), 774 nucleotides long. RefSeq names its product coiled-coil domain containing 172 (gene CCDC172). Gene Ontology annotation, cellular component: cytoplasm. The transcript has 8 exons. Lineage: Eukaryota; Metazoa; Chordata; Aves; Passeriformes; Passeridae. The record is from RefSeq and is a predicted model, not a curated record. The coding region runs from base 1 to 774 and encodes 257 amino acids.
AUGAACCUGAACGCUUUGUUCCAGCAAAUACAGUUCACGGAGAAGCAGGCGAGGGAGAAGAGGAGCUUCAUCCAACAAGCUAAAUGCGACAUAAAUAGAAGUUAUAAAAAAAUUAACCAAAUAAAAGAAGAGCUGAGCGCUGCAAAAGUUAACUUAGAAACCAAGGUUCAGCAUCUUUCUGUAAAGCAGUUCAAUGUAGAAAUUCUGAAGAAACGUGAAGACAGCUUAGAAAAACAAAAAGCUGAACUUAUUAAUCAAAGAACCAGUCUUCUUAAAAUCAUGGCAGAUGCAAAGAGAAAAAUUGCUGAAGAGGAAGAUAAUUUUACCAGAGAAAUAACAGAGUUUAACAAUGAAUAUGGACUAACAAGUAAUAGAGAUCUUCAUGUUAAAAAGAAAGUCAAGACUGAAAUAAAUGAUUUAGAGAAUGAGGCAGCUCUGUUGAAAAAUGAAAUGGAGUCAAUGGAACAUAAAAAUGUUCAGUUAAAUGCACUCCAGCUGCAGAAGAAUGAAUUAAAGCAGGAUUUAUUUACUCUCCAAAGUGAGCUCAAAGACCUUGAGAAAGUAAUCAGGGAAGCAGAAAGAAUGACAAAAGAUUUAGAAGCAGAAAAAGUCCAAGUCACUGAAAAACCUCAGACUGAUCCUGAAUGUUUAAGACUUAAGCAAGAGUUGGAAAAAUGCAAAGGUGAUAGUUGGGAAAGUGUCUGUGAGACUCUUCAAACAGAAAUUGAAAUUCUGCAAAUGAAUUUAUCACAAAAGAAGUCUUCAGGGAAAUGA